GGCCCGGCCGGCUCGGCGGCUCCCGGCUGCUGCACAGGGAAUCUGCUGGUGAAACCUGUUGUUUUGGAAGCUGCACAGCGGAGUAACCUCUGCCCCGGGGGAUAACACAAGAAAUCACCUCCUGGCCGGGACCCAAGCAAAACACGGGAUUAACUUUGCCCUGCGCUGGCUCGCUGGGAGGCGGUGGGAGGGUGAGAGCGGCUCCGGAGCGCAGAGAGGAUCGUGCGAGGAUGGGGGCCCGGCUGCUGUGCCUGUGCCUCCUCACCGCCCUGCUCGCCUACUACAUCUACAGCCCGCUGCCGCCGGAGCUGGCCCAGCCCGGCACCGUGAUGCUCCUCUCGGCUGCCAUCAGGGCCCUGGGGCACCUGUCGGAGCUGGGGGAGCUGCUGGGGCUGAUGCACUACAUGGAGGGGCUGAGGCUGAUCUCCACGGUGGAGCUGGUGGCUCCCACGUCCGACGAGAACGUGACGGUGACGGACACGGAGCUCAGCGGGGUCCCCGUGCGCCUGUUCCUGCCCCGGAGGCCGCCCGGAGCGCUCAGGAGGGCCGUGCUCUUCUUCCACGGCGGCGGCUGGUGCCUGGGAGACGCAGGCAUGCAUGGCUACGAUCUCAUGUCUCGGCGGAUUUCAAACGAGCUGAAUGCUGUCGUGGUGUCAGUCAACUACAGGCUGGCCCCUCCGCACCGUUUCCCUGCCCAGUUUGAGGACGUGUACUCGGUGACCAGGUUCUUCCUGCAGGACAAGGUGCUGUCCCAGUACGGGGUGGACCCUGCGCGGGUCUGCGUGGCCGGGGACAGCGCCGGGGGCAACCUGGCUGCAGCCGUGGCACAGCAGCUGUCGGAGGACCCCGAAGCGAAAACCAAGCUGAAAGCUCAGGUUCUGAUCUACCCCGCGCUGCAGGCGCUGGACCUGGACCUGCCGUCGUACCGGGACAACGCGCACAAGCCGCUGCUGCCGCGGGCGCUGAUGGUGCGCUUCUGGAGCGAGUACCUGAGCGCGGAGCCCGCGCUGCGCGCCGCCAUGGCCGCGGGCCGCCACGUUCCGCCCGAGGCCGCGCCGCUGCUGCCCCGGGUGAACUGGAGCCGCUGGCUGCCCGCCGCCAUGCGCGGCGCCCACACCUACGAGGGCCCGGCGCUGGCGGGCGCGGGGCUGGCGCGGCGCUUCCCGGCGCUGCUGGACCCGCGAGCGAGCCCGCUGCUGGCCCCCGAGGCCCGGCUGCGCCGCCUGCCCCCGGCCUUCGUGCUGACCUGCGAGCACGACGUGCUGCGCGACGACGGCGCCAUGUACGCGGCCCGGCUGCGCGCCGCCGGCGUGCCCGUCACGCACCACCACGCCAGGGACGCCUUCCACGGCGCCGUGACCUUCCUGGCCUGGCCGCUGGAGCUGGCCGUGGGCCGCCGCCUCUUCGACACCUGCAUGGGCUGGCUGAAGGAGAACCUGUGAGCCCAAGUCAGCCCCUCGCGUGCCCAGCUGUGGCCGGAGCUCCGCUGGAUUUCGGCCGCGAUCGCCGUCCCCCUUUGCGAUCCUCACGGUGCUGGGGCUGGAGCGUUUCCCACCCUGUCUGGCAGGAAAUCAGCCUGAUCCCAAGCCAACGUUCCUCCAGUGCUGCCAUCCGAACCUCAAACCCCCAGAGUGCCAGGACUGCCCCGGGUUCCUCCUCCGGCCCUGCAGCCUCUGGGAUCUGGUGCCUGCUCUCUGCCGCU
Molecule: messenger RNA, 1702 nt
Organism: Melospiza melodia melodia
Lineage: Eukaryota; Metazoa; Chordata; Aves; Passeriformes; Passerellidae
Gene: AADAC
Product: arylacetamide deacetylase
Exons: 5
Coding region: 231-1442 (403 amino acids)
Cellular component (GO): membrane
Molecular function (GO): lipase activity; carboxylic ester hydrolase activity
Source: RefSeq, a predicted model, not a curated record